This is a messenger RNA of Fundulus heteroclitus (mummichog), 3147 nucleotides long. RefSeq names its product UDP glucuronosyltransferase 5 family, polypeptide D1 (gene ugt5d1). NCBI's taxonomy places the organism in Eukaryota, Metazoa, Chordata, Actinopteri, Cyprinodontiformes, Fundulidae. The record is from RefSeq and is a predicted model, not a curated record. Bases 87 to 1688 code for a protein of 533 amino acids. Gene Ontology annotation, molecular function: UDP-glycosyltransferase activity. The transcript has 4 exons.
UCUCUUUUUUUGGAGUUUGAACUCAAAGCCAGUCUGUAUGCAAAGCCAGUCUGUAUGCAUGUCGGGCUGAUACUAAUUCACUUCAAAUGGGAGUCAUGCCUUUGCACCGUGGGAGUGGAAUACUGGUAGUUUUCAGCCUGUUUCUGAUUUCCUUUGCACCACACUGUUAUGCAGGGAAUAUUUUGGUUUAUCCCAUGGAUGGCAGCUACUGGAUCAAUAUGAAGAUCCUGCUAGAAGAACUUCAUGCCAGGGGUCACAACAUCAGUGUGAUCAGGGCUGCCACAAGCUGGUACAUCCCAGAAAAAUCCCCCCUCUACACCUCCAUUACCAUUGAAAUGGCUAAAGAUGUAAAGGACUUCUUUAAUGACUUCAUACAAGAACAAUUGAGGGUACACCGAGAAGGAUCUUCACUGUUAACUUUCUUCAAGCUCACUAAGAAGUUUAUGUCUUUUGUUUAUUUUGGCCAUACCCUGUGGUGUGAUGCCGUCUCAAGCAUCUUUGAAAAUCCAAGGUUGCUAAAAGAUUUGAUAGAUGCGCAGUAUGAUCUGGUUCUUACUGAUCCUGGAAUAGGACCAGGCGUUGUGUUAGCUAAGUAUCUUAAACUGCCAUUAGUCCUCAACGUUCGGUGGAUUACAAGUGGAGAAGGCCACUUUGUGUUGGCUCCUUCACCUCUUUCUUAUGUCCCAGUGAUCCCAGGACCUGGCUUAACAGACAAAAUGGAUUUCAUCCAGAGAAUCAGAAAUAUAUUUUUUUAUACUAUCAUAUUGUUCCAGCAAAAUUUUGUGUUGGGACCCAUAUAUGAUGCUAUGUGUGACAAAUAUAUUGAGGGUGGAUGUGACAUUGUCUCACUCCUUCAAGAUGCAGAUAUUUGGCUCUUCAGGUCAGAUUUUGUGUUUGAAUUCCCUCGGCCAACAAUGCCAAACAUUGUCUACAUUGGAGGGUUCCAGUGCAAGCCUGCACAGCCUCUGCCAGCGGACCUGGAGGAGUUUGUUCAAAGUGCUGGAGAGCAUGGAGUCAUCAUUAUGACUCUGGGAACUUUGGUUAACUCUUUACCUGAAGAGGCUGUGGAUUCAAUUGCUAGUGUCUUUGCUGAGAUGCCCCAAAAGAUAAUCUGGAAGCACAGAGGGAAGCGUCCUUCUACUCUGGGAAACAACACUCUAAUAGUGGACUGGAUGCCACAGAAGGACCUUCUUGGCCACCCACAAACAAAAGUCUUUGUAGCUCACGGAGGGACAAAUGGAGUCCAGGAAGCCAUUUACUAUGGAGUACCUGUGCUUGGCAUACCCUUGUUCUUUGACCAGUAUGACAACCUUCUACGUUUGCAGGAAAGAGGAGCUGCAAAGAUCAUUCAGCUAGCUGAUGUUAAUGGCCAAACUUUUGAAAGAGGUCUUAAGGAAGUGCUCUAUAAAGACAGCUACAGGCAGAACAUGCAAAGACUGUCCCGUUUACACAAAGAUCAGCCAGUAGCACCCAUGGAUCAAGCUGUUUUCUGGGUAGAGUAUGUGAUGCGCCACAAAGGGGCCCCUCACCUGCGUACACAGGCUUACAAGAUGCCUUGGUACUCAUACUAUUGCUUAGAUGUACUAGUUUUUUUGAUGACUUCUGUAAGUGUGCUCCUCUUCUCUGUAUUUGCAAUUUUUAAAUGUCUAUUCUGCAAAGAAAAAAACAGAAAAUUUAAACAAAACUGAUUUGGAUAAAAGUGUUUCAGCACCAUGUGAAAAUAUUAUUAUCAUUAGCAGAACAGGAUCACAGAAAAGUUUCUUUGUUGCAGCUCUGGAGCCAGACUGUAAAGUACCAAUCUAGGUCUGUAAGUUACCAUUGCAUAAUAGUGAACUAUUGAUCACUUAUUUUAAUGUUUAUCCAUCAAGAGAUAAAGAUUUUGUAAUCGGUGAGUUAUGUACAAAAUAGGUAAGGAAGAAAUCACAGUAUAAUAAUAGGUCAUCUUUUGUUAGUUAUUACUCAUCAUAGCUUAUUGAUGACAUGAUUUCCAGCAUAUAAUUUUGUAUAAAGUAGUUCAACAUGAAAUGAGCAAAAAAAAGUGUAUACAUGACUGAUGAAGACCUAAAAACCUAUUUAAAACUUUAACAGAAUUAUAAUACUGUUUAACAUGACACGCCAUGCUGCAACACAAUGCUAUGAGUUAUUCUGUGCUGAUUGGUCACUGUAUAUGUAGAAAUUUAAGGCAGUUGACUUUUGACUUAAUGUGGUAUAUAUUGAGGCAAAAGGAAUGCUGAAAUUCUGAAUAAUUAACAGUUAAGCUUAAUUUCUUGUACUUUUACAUAUUAAUACUCUUGCUUACAAGGACUAGAGUAUAUAGUUCACAGCACUAACCAACAUUUCUACAGUACUUGACUAUUAUCUAUCACUUUCCUAUUCCUUGCUUGUUGUUCUAAAAAUUAUUAGACAAAAUACUAAUUAACUAACCACUCUUGAGCCAUUUUCUCAUUAACAGACCAUUAGUUAACAUGUCAUGGUCCUUAUAGUGACCCAAUUAAUUAACUAUAAUUAGUAAUUAUAAUUAUAAUUAAUUUAUAAUUCCUAAGAAGUAGCUAUUCCUUUUGCUUUACCUAAAGAGAAGUGCAGCAUCAUAGAUAGUUGUAAAAAGAAAUACAAUCUACAUUUAAAAUCACGAGUAAGUAGUGAUUAUUUAAGAUUUCUUCAAUUAUUAUCUGUGAUCAAUCUUAGACAAGAUACUAGAAUCUUGUUCAUUCAGUGUAACAAAUUUCAAAUACCUUGUCAUGUCCAUAAAUACAAGCUGGCAAAAUUUGUUCUUUGCACAUAAAAAGAGUUUGCCUUGGAUUAGUUGCUUUCAUUUUUAAGCUUUAGCACAGUUUUUCAAUCUUUAGAGUCUCUUCUGAUUUUAUAUUAUUCUUAAAUCUUGCCUGGGAUUAUUGACAAACUUUUAACAGCUUCUUGUUUUGUGUAGAGCAAUAUUUUGUAAUGCAUUUUACUGUUCUGUUCUGUUUUACAUUUUUUUUAAUGUUCAAAGAUAUGUUUUGUCUGUUCACACAGCAGGCAAAUGCGGCCCAUAUCCGACUUUUUUUUAUGGCAGUGUAAACGGCCCAAUUCUGAUCUUUUCACCCUCCAAAAAUGAUGGUACCAAAUUGGAUACGUGCUUGAUAAUUAUUAAAGCGUAUGCAGUCUGAA